AUGUCCCAACCUUAUCCCACCGCUCGAGCUAAAAGUGAACAGCCUGCUGCUAUGAGUCCACACAAUAACUCCCAUUUGAGUGCCAGUGCUCAAGCACCCAACAAGCUUUUCCCUGUGGCACCCCCAGCCUUUCUUUUGCAUAUCAGCACCAACGGCGCCGACUUGCAAGAUUUAUUAGAUUUUGCGGUGGCUAUUCAAGAUGAGCGUAAGGCAGAAAAGAUGUUUGUGGAAAUGAGAGCAUGGAGAAGCCAAAUAGAGGCCAAACUAUUCCAAGGACAGCUUCCCAAUGCUGUGAAACAUCUGGAGCAGGCUUGUUGUGGUAGUACUUUUGUCACCAGAAUGGUUGAGGACCUUGGAAUUGAGGUAAACAUACCUCGGAGUUGUAUCAGCUCUCAAUUUCUUGGAAGGCAUAUGACAAGUCAAACUCUCCCAGCAAAGAUUGAUGCUCUGACCUGGCUUGGCUUGUGGCCUUUAUCUAUGAAUGUGAAGAGGAAAUGGGGGUGCGUUCUGCGCAUGGCAGUGGAAGCGGCUGCAUGGUUCACUAGCAAGUUCUACACAAAUGAGAUAGCUUACCCAGCCAAUCAAAAUGACUUCUCAUUUAUCAUGGCAGGCGAGGGCUUAGGGCUGAUUGUGAUCCACUGGCACUUUUCCACAUUACAGGAUGCAUUCUCCCACAGGUUGGGUGAAUUGGGUUUCAAUAUAUUAGACUUCAUCAAUGGAGGCCUCUUAGAUGUGUCUGAGUCAUGA
Molecule: messenger RNA, 747 nt
Organism: Serpula lacrymans var. lacrymans S7.9
Lineage: Eukaryota; Fungi; Basidiomycota; Agaricomycetes; Boletales; Serpulaceae
Exons: 8
Coding region: 1-747 (248 amino acids)
Source: RefSeq, a predicted model, not a curated record